AUGGCCGGAGGACAGGCGCCAACCCGGUUGCAGGUGGCUUUCGAGGAGGUGGCCGUCUAUUUCUGUGAGGAGGAGUGGAGGGCGCUGUCAGCGAGGCAGCAGCAGCUUUACAAGGAUGUGAUGAGGGACAACUACAUGGCCCUGCGCUCUCUAGGUUGGGCUGAGACCAAGCCAGAUCUCGUGUUCCAGAUUGAGCGAGGGGAAGAGCCGUGGGCCCGGGCUGCCCUGAGCUCAAGGGCAGGAGCAAACUGGAAAUGCUUCCCUCCAGACGCCGAGCCCACCGCCUUGCUCGCAUUCUCCUCAACCUCAUUGGAGCCCUCCUCUGAUGAUCCAUUUCUACCGGGCUUCCUCCAGCCGUCACACACUCCUUCCCGCUGUCCGUGGGCCCGGGAGGCAGAGCUGCAGUACGAAGAAGAGCGAGGAAGCGCCAACAAGGAGGCAGAAGAAGAGAACCUCCCCUUGGGUAGGGCCGUUCAGGAUGGGACAGGGCCCAGAAGCAAGGACACUGGGGACAGGGUCUCUUUGUCUGGAGCUUCCUGGGCUAGAUCCCCAGCUGCGGAGCGGGACGAGCCCUUGGUUCAUGGCCCAGGCGGCUCCUCGGGGUCCUGUGGAGGGCUUGGAGUGGACUUGACCCAUGAGCCGGCCCUCCAGAGAGCAGAGGGCCCAGAACUUCCAGCGCUCCAGCGGCAGGCUCAGAGCCUGAAGGAGAAUAUCGGCAGCAUCGUCCAGGAGCUGAGGACGGCAAGACUUCACCUGGCUAGCAUAGGGAAUGCCCUGCUGGUAUGUUCUUCCCAGUUCCUCUCCCGUCCUACAAAUGCUCCGGACCCGUAAGUAGGUCUGCCCUGCCCGCUGUCUGUGGAGACUAGGGCUACAGAACAGGUGGGAGCUGAAAACCUUGGCUAAAA
Messenger RNA from Tachyglossus aculeatus (Australian echidna), 905 nucleotides. Its product is annotated as zinc finger protein 805-like. Gene Ontology annotation, biological process: regulation of DNA-templated transcription. The transcript has 4 exons. The record is from RefSeq and is a predicted model, not a curated record. The coding region runs from base 1 to 831 and encodes 276 amino acids. NCBI's taxonomy places the organism in Eukaryota, Metazoa, Chordata, Mammalia, Monotremata, Tachyglossidae.